AUGAUAGUGAUAAAGCGCAGUUAUAAAGUUUGUAUUGCCGUUCUACUUCUGCUCCGGUUUCUCUUUUCUACCGCGCUUACGGAUUCUAAACUUCAUAAGGCAUUCCUGAGCAGCUUUCGACGAGCCCCUUUUUUACCCACAACAUCCCACGUUAAAGGGCUAAAUCUGAAAUCUUUAGAGCCAAGUGAAUUCAGUGAGGAUAAUUUGAGAUGGCAGUUAGCUAAAUACUUUCCAUAUAAUCCUGAUAGUAAAAUUCCAAAACGCGUAUGGCAGACAUGGCGAAAUCCGCUGGGUUCCAGGAGAUUCCCAGCUAAUUUUAAAGAUUAUUCUGAGCAUUGGCAAUCGAUUACUUCGAAAUCCAAUGGAGGUUACAGCUACAAUUUUAUUUCAGACAACGAUAUGCUCCCUGUAUUGGAAAGUCUGUACGGUGAAAUGCCGCUAAUUAUCAAAGCAUUCAACGCAAUACCGAAGCGAAUAAUGAAGGCAGAUUUCUUCCGUUACUUGAUUAUUUAUGCUAGAGGAGGCAUAUAUUCGGAUAUAGACACAGUUCCUAUUCAAACAUUAGAUCAAUGGCCAUCCGCCAAUAGAAACUCUUUGGAGAAAUAUCUUCAAAACCGUAUAAAGUAUGGGCCAAACUCAGAUCAGGAAUCUAACUCAAAUGUCAGAGAGCCUGGGCUGGUAAUAGGUAUUGAAGCAGACCCGGAUAGGCCUGACUGGUCAGAAUAUUACGCAAGAAGGAUACAAUUCUGCCAAUGGACAAUACAGUCGAAGCCGGGACAUCCCGUUCUUCGUGAAUUAAUUCUGAAUAUCACGACCACUACACUUUUCAGCACACAAGCGAUUACAGUUACGUCAAAGCAAACCAAAAUGUUUGAAGAGGAGCAUCUAGACGACUACAACGUAAAUUUCAGGCACAAUAGGUUACAUGACAAGAAUUAUAAACACCAAGAAAAGAAAACGGACAAAAACUCGGAUGGUACAGACAUAAUGAAUUGGACUGGACCAGGGAUAUUUUCAGAUAUAGUUUUUGACUAUUUUAACAACCUGAUUUCUUCAGAGAAGGAUAUCCCAAUAUUUAAUAACAACCUGCUGGAAAAUGAUGUCAUAACAGGUGAAAGGCGAAGCUACCUCACAAGUACCUUAAAAUUUUACGACGAGAUUCAGAAAUCCUUGAUUACCCCUCUUCCGAAAAUUGGAUGGGAGUUCUUUUCGUUAAUGCAAGAUCCAGUUGUCAUUGACGAUGUUGUAGUAUUACCUAUUACUUCAUUUUCUCCUGGGGUUAAUCAGAUGGGUGCCGAGGAUAUAGAUCAUCCAUUGGCCCUUGUUCAGCAUCUCUUUGAAGGAACUUGGAAGGAAUGA
This is a messenger RNA of Eremothecium sinecaudum, 1359 nucleotides long. It is a transcript of the gene OCH1, whose product is annotated as initiation-specific alpha-1,6-mannosyltransferase. The coding region runs from base 1 to 1359 and encodes 452 amino acids. Gene Ontology annotation, cellular component: mannan polymerase complex. The transcript has a single exon. Gene Ontology annotation, molecular function: alpha-1,6-mannosyltransferase activity. The record is from RefSeq and is a predicted model, not a curated record. Gene Ontology annotation, biological process: protein N-linked glycosylation. Lineage: Eukaryota; Fungi; Ascomycota; Saccharomycetes; Saccharomycetales; Saccharomycetaceae.